This is a messenger RNA of Apaloderma vittatum (bar-tailed trogon), 946 nucleotides long. Its product is annotated as p53 apoptosis effector related to PMP-22-like. The coding region runs from base 121 to 510 and encodes 129 amino acids. Gene Ontology annotation, cellular component: cell-cell junction. The record is from RefSeq and is a predicted model, not a curated record. Lineage: Eukaryota; Metazoa; Chordata; Aves; Trogoniformes; Trogonidae. The transcript is spliced from 3 exons. Gene Ontology annotation, biological process: cell-cell adhesion.
AUCGCCUUGGCGGGCAGGGGCUGGCUGGAGUCCGAGUCCGAGCCCUACGUGCAGCAAGCGUCACUGUGGGAGAGCUGCACGCGGGGCGAGGAGGACCUCAACUGGAGCUGUGAAUCCCUCAUGGACUAUGGAUGGGGGAGGGCAGCAGCUGCCACAUACCUUGUUGGCUUUGUGAUCCUGGUCAUCUGUUUCGCCCUCGCAGUCAUCGCGUUCUCAAUUGAGAUACUCCGCUUCAACUUCGUGCGAGGAAUCGGAGGCUUGCUCUUUGUUGUUGCUGCAUUCCAGAUCAUAGGCUUGGUCAUCUACCCAGUGAAAUUCACAGAAGAAAUUCCACUGACAGGAGAUAAUAUGUUCAGCUGGGCCUAUGGCUUUGGUUGGGCCAGCACUGUUGUUGUGAUUGGUUGUGCUUUCUUCUUCUGCUGCCUCCCCAACUGGGAAGAUGAAGUCCUGGGAAACAUCAAGCCUACCUAUUACUACUCCUCCCCAGAGAGAGCACCGUACUUAAAUUGAAAGAUUAAAUCCAAGUACAGUCAACUGUCAAAACAAGAGGAGCACUUCUGAUGUAAAUCUGGUGCAAUUACAAACUGAAAAGAACUGACCUUAUUUCUUCAGAGUAUUUCUUGCUAGCCCUGGCAAUAAAUUAGUAAAAACAUUGGCAUCUUUAAGCAAAUAGCUUUUACCUAAAGUAUUAUUUACGUAUUCUCAUGUCAAUUCUGUCUGGGUGGUUUACUUGCUCCUUCCCCUCCCAACUAAUUGAGUCAUCAUUUAUUUUAUUCAAACAUUUGCUUAUGAAUAAAGAUGUAGUGUUUCAAGUUUAGAAAGUAAGAGGAGAAAUUUUAAACAACCCAUUAGAGGGACCUGCAAAUUAUUUUGUUUUCACUUUUGACAAAAUUGCCUUAAAUGGAACUAGGAAGAAAAUCCAGCCUUCUGAAGAGUGCUUUCUUUU